AUGGCUACCGAGGAAGGUGUUCCUUCGGCACAUGACUACGCUUCUGCUUUUGUGGAACAGUACUAUCAUAUUAUUGGACAAUUACCUCAAGAAGCUUUUAGGUUUUAUGUUGAUGCUAGUGUUGUUAGCAGACCACGACCUGAUGGUACUAUGAUGUCUUUUACAUCUGUUGAGGCUAUAAACAAGGAGUUCCUUUCCUAUGACUACGAGAAUACGACAUAUGAGGUGCUGAGUGUCGAUUCUCAUAAUUCCGUGGAAAACGGGAUAUUUAUCAUGGUUAUUGGUUUCUUGACUGGAAAAGACAACCUUGAGAGGACCUUCUCACAAAUGUUCUAUCUGGCACGUCAAGACAGUGCCUACGUUGUCCUCAAUGACAUCUUUCGUUUUGUUGAUAAUAAGGCUUCCGCUCCAAUUACUCUGCCAGUUGCUGAAUCUGUGCCAGCAACUGAGAUGGCGAAGCCAGCUGGAGGUCUAAACAAGACCGAGCCGAUUCACAAAACCGAUGUUAAUGCUGUGGAGAAGACCGUUAAUGCUGCUGAAGCUAAGAACGUUGUUGCUGGACCAUUGGAUAAUGGAAAUAUCAAGCAAUCUGAUGAAAAAGUUGUUACUGCUGAAAACCCAAAAGAGCCAGUUGUUGAUGGAGCCAAGAGAUCUUUUGCUGAUAUAGUUCAAUCGAUGGCAAAAAGCGCUGCUCCGUUUCAAGUUAAACCCCAAGUUAAAUCACCGGCUGUUAAUAAACCUAAGCCCCGUGCUGCUGCAGCACUUAGAGCACCUAACUCUGAAAAGAAAAAUGUUCACAAGAUAAUCGAUGAACCAGGCACUUCAAUAUUCGUGUCAAAUCUGCCAAUGACUGCAAUGCCGCCUCAACUCCAUGAACUGUUCAAGGAUUUCGGUCCUAUCAAAGAAAACGGGAUUCAAAUCCGAAGCUCCAGGGCUAGUGGAAUUUGCUUUGGUUUUGUUGCCUUUGAAUCUACGACCUCGGUCCAGAGCGUGCUUCAGGCAGCCAAGAAGAAUCCUUUCAUGCUUGCAGACCUUGACUAUGAUGGAAGCAAACCUUCUGGAAAAACCGGAGGUGGAAGCAAGACCCAGAAUGGCCCUACAGAUGGAAGCAAGACCCAGAAUGGCCCUGCAGAUGGAAGCAAGACCGAGAAUGGCUCUGAAGAUGGAAGCAAGGCCGAGAAUGUCUCUGAAGAUGGAAGUAAGGCCGAGAAUGGCUCUGCAGAUGGCGGAGAUGGUUUUGUGCUUGCAGAGCGUAAGCGUCGUAACAGAAACCGUAAGAACGGUGGCAGAACCGAAAGAAGCAAUGGGAAUGGAGACAACAAUUACAAGAGAAGCAGUGAAGGAAGAGCAGCAGUUUGA
Messenger RNA from Arabis nemorensis, 1359 nucleotides. Lineage: Eukaryota; Viridiplantae; Streptophyta; Magnoliopsida; Brassicales; Brassicaceae. The record is from the annotation of a GenBank genome assembly.